Molecule: messenger RNA, 1735 nt
Organism: Prunus mume (Japanese apricot)
Lineage: Eukaryota; Viridiplantae; Streptophyta; Magnoliopsida; Rosales; Rosaceae
Source: RefSeq, a predicted model, not a curated record
UGCAAGCAAAUGGCAUCGUAAAUCGAACAGACAGGAGGGAGCGCCUAUGAGCUUCACCUUGGCGCGCUUCGUCCUCCUUCACUCCAGGGUCUGCUCAGAAGCUGCAACUACCACCAAAAACAAUGGCGGUCUUAUUUCAACCCUGAAUAAAAGAAAAUUUACUUCGACUGCGAUCCCCAGAGCUCAAAAUAAGACAACUGAAGAGCUACUGGUGGUAGUUGGGGGCGGAGCAGCUGGGGUUUAUGGAGCAAUUAGAGCUAAAACUCUGGCUCCUAAUCUCAAUGUAGUGGUCAUUGAGAAAGGAAAGCCUCUAUCCAAGGUAAAAAUUUCUGGAGGAGGCCGAUGCAAUGUGACAAAUGGGCAUUGUGUUGAUAAUAAGAUGUUGGCAGAAAAUUACCCUAGGGGUCAUAAAGAAUUGAGAGGAUCAUUCUUCAAUGUGCAUGGGCCAGUUGAUACCAUGUCCUGGUUUUCUGAACAUGGGGUUAGGCUGAAGAUUGAGGACGAUGGAAGGGUAUUUCCUGUCAGCAACAGUUCGUCUACAAUAAUUGAUUGUCUCAUGUCUGAAUCGACACGACUGGGAGUUUCUCUGCAGACUGGAAAAGCUGUGAUAACUGCAUCUCCUACUGCUGGAGGGAAAUUUCUUCUAGGGAUUGAAAAGCGUACCUUCAGUUCCCCUGAAUAUGUUGAAGCUGAUUAUCUUUUGAUUGCCAGCGGUAAUAGCAAGCAGGGUUACAGUCUUGCAUCUCAGCUUGGUCAUUCAAUUGUAGAUCCAGUACCAAGCUUAUUUACUUUCAAGAUUGAGGAUCCACGGCUGGCCGAUUUGUCAGGGAUUACAUUCCCUAAAGUUAAGGCAACACUGAAAAUAGAGAAUUCCCGAAGGAAUAUACCACAGCUUACGCAGGUUGGACCUGUGUUGGUCACGCACUGGGGAUUCAGUGGGCCUGCAAUUCUUCGGUUAUCUGCUUGGGGUGCCUGUGUUUUAUCCAGUUCAGGAUACAAAGGGACUCUUAUUGUAGACUUCACACCUGAUGUGCAUAUAGAAGAUCUGAAGUCAAUCCUCACCCAACACAAAAAUCGGUUUGCGAAGCAAAAACUGUCCAAUUCAUAUCCUUCAGAAUUUGGCCUUGUGAAGAGAUUUUGGAUAUAUAUAUUGGGUCGCCAGGGUUUACUUGGUGAUACCUUGUGGGCUUCCAUUUCAAAGAACUCAUUAAUUUCUCUUGCACAUAUGUUAAAGCAUUGUAACUUUUAUGUUACAGGAAAGAGUCAAUAUAAGGAUGAAUUUGUCACUGCUGGUGGUGUUCCACUCUCUGAGAUAUCGAUGAAUACAAUGGAAAGCAAAAUCCAGUCACAUCUAUUCUUUGCUGGAGAGGUACUGAACGUUGAUGGGAUAACUGGUGGUUUCAAUUUUCAGAACGCUUGGUCUGGCGGAUACAUUGCAGGAACUAGUAUUGGCAAACAAGCGGUUGGUGCUUAAGUUAUCUAUGCGAGGGACGUUUUUGACAAACUUGCUAUGGUCCAGAUGAAGAGGCUGCCGCUGAUGGCUAUGAAAGACCGACAGUACAGUACUAAACGUGAAAACCCCCUUGUUUUCUUUACCUAAACAGUUUUGUUUGUCAGUCUGAGUCACGACCAAAUACGUUUGCUUUCAAGAAACGAACAAAUACAUCUGCGUCGUCUUAAAAACUAUUUUUGUGAGUGCGGCAUGCAUUCACAGAAUCACAAGAGUUUUUUAUUU